This is a messenger RNA of Pipistrellus nathusii (Nathusius's pipistrelle), 960 nucleotides long. The record is from the annotation of a GenBank genome assembly. Lineage: Eukaryota; Metazoa; Chordata; Mammalia; Chiroptera; Vespertilionidae.
AUGGCAACCAAAGGAGGCACCAUCAAAGCUGCUUCAGGAUUCAAUGCCACGGAAGAUGCCCAGACCCUGAGGAAGGCCAUGAAAGGGUUGGGCACCGAUGAAGACGCCAUCAUCAAUGUGCUCGCCUACCGCAACACGGCCCAGCGCCAGGAAAUCCGGACGGCCUACAAAACCACCAUCGGCAGGGACCUGAUCGAUGACCUGAAGUCGGAACUGACUGGCAAGUUUGAGCGUGUGAUCGUGGGGAUGAUGACGCCCACCGUGCAGUACGACGUGGAGGAGCUGCGCAGGGCCAUGAAGGGGGCUGGCACGGAUGAGGGCUGCCUGAUUGAGAUCCUGGCCUCCCGGACGCCCGAGGAGAUCCGGCGCAUCAACCAGACCUACCAGCUGCAAUACGGGAGGAGCCUUGAAGAUGACAUUCGCUCUGACACGUCCUUCAUGUUCCAGAGGGUCCUGGUGUCGCUGUCCGCUGGUGGCAGGGAUGAAAGCAAUUUCCUGGAUGAUGCUCUCAUGAGGCAGGAUGCCCAGGACUUGUAUGAGGCUGGAGAGAAGAAAUGGGGGACAGACGAGGUGAAAUUUCUAACUGUUCUCUGUUCCCGGAAUCGAAAUCAUCUGUUGCAUGUAUUUGAUGAAUACAAAAGGAUAUCGCAGAAGGAUAUCGAACAGAGUAUUAAAUCUGAAACAUCUGGUAGCUUUGAAGAUGCCCUGCUGGCCAUAGUAAAGUGCAUGAGGAAUAAACCUGCAUAUUUUGCUGAAAGGCUUUAUAAAUCUAUGAAGGGCUUGGGCACCGACGAUGACACCCUUAUCAGAGUGAUGGUUUCUCGGGCGGAGAUUGAUAUGUUGGACAUCCGGGCACACUUCAUGAGGCUCUAUGGAAAGUCUCUGUACUCCUUCAUCAAGGGUGACACAUCUGGAGACUACAGGAAGGUCCUGCUUAUUCUCUGUGGAGGAGAUGAUUAA